AAUCAAGGCAUGCGCUCCAACGACUACUACGACUACGACGACAUCUACGACAACCACUACGAGUAAACAAAAGCGUGCAGUUGGUCAAGCACAAGUUACUUUGCUAACCCAUCAAGACUUUGAUGCUAACAUGAUUCCUGCUUACUUGAAGGUCGUCAGAUCUGCGAUUGAACAGCAUGCAAAAAACCAAAAUAUCUUCUACAACCGGGACCUGGUGGACGAGAAGACUGAGAACAUCAAUGGAAAAUUCGGUGUCGUCUACACCAUCCUCGGUGUGGACUGUGAUAAGAUUGAACAGCAUGCAAAAAACCAAAAUAUCUUCUACAACCGGGACCUGGUGGACGAGAAGACUGAGAACAUCAAUGGAAAAUUCGGUGUCGUCUACACCAUCCUCGGUGUGGACUGUGAUAAGCUGACUAACUUCAUCACGUCUGCAAAAGGGCUAUCGGCAUUCACAAAAGAAAUCGCAAUUAAUUGUGGAGGCAAAACAACAGUUCUGCCACUUCAAGAUUGA
Molecule: messenger RNA, 514 nt
Organism: Haemonchus placei
Lineage: Eukaryota; Metazoa; Nematoda; Chromadorea; Rhabditida; Trichostrongylidae
Source: the annotation of a GenBank genome assembly